GCAUGCCCAGUACAUCCUUCUCGGUACUUAAGGGUAAUGGCUGUGCUAGGUGGGACGAGCGGAUCGACCGCAUCCUUUGAGUGUGAGGCUCUUCCAUCGAGAGGACCAUUUUAACUCAGGCGGUGCCGAGUUAAAAUGGUCGAUAUCCGACCCGAAAAGCAUCCAGAAACAGCUGUAAAUAUUGCGAACAUCGUCCUUUAAAUUACACCCACUGUUAACAUCCAGUCUUAGUGGUCAGUUCCGCCUGCCGAUCAGAGGUUUACACUGAGGCCAUGGCUGUGAAGGACCGCGUAGAGGCGGUACUCAAUGUGGGACUGCGUGUUCCCAGCAUCAUGCUGCUGGAUGUCCUGUACCGCUGGGAUGUCAGCUCCUUCUUCCAGAAGAUACAGCGCUCCAGCCUCUCCAACAACCCCCUGUUCCAGUACAAAUACCUGGCACUCUACCUGCACUACGUGGGUUACAUCCUGAGUUUGGUGCUCCUGACUCUGCCUCGUCAGCACCUGGUUAAACUCUACCUAUAUGUCCUAACGGCUCUGCUGUUGUUUGCUGGUCACCAAGUCUCAAGGGAUUAUGUCCGCAGUGAACUGGAGUCUGGCUAUGAAGGAUCGGUCUACCUGGAACCUCUCUCCAUGAACAGAUUCACCACUGCACUCAUAAGUCAGCUGGUGGUGUGUACGCUAUGUUCCUGUGUGAUGCAGACCAAGAGGAUUUGGCUUUUCUCUGCUCACCUCCUCCCUCUGGUGGCCAGACUGUGUCUUAUCCCACUGGAGACUAUUGUCUUCAUCAAUAAGUUCUCAAUGAUCUUCACAGGCCUGGAGGUCAUUUACUUCCUGGCUUCUAACUUGUUGGUACCAUACAACCUGGCCAAGACUGCCUACAGGGAGCUGGCUCAGGUGGUGGAAGUGUACGGGCUGCUAGCUUUGGGUAUGUCUCUAUGGAACCAGCUGGUCCUUCCAGUUCUCUUUAUGUGUUUCUGGCUACUGCUGUUCGCAUUGCAGAUCUACUCCUACUUCAGCACCAGAGACCAGCCUACCUCAAGGGAGAGGCUCCUUUUCUUCUUUCUUACCAGUAUAGCAGAAUGUUGUAGUACACCGUACUCCCUGCUGGGUCUGGUUUUCACCGUCUCCUUCAUUGCUCUGGGAGUUCUCACACUCUGCAAGUUCUACCUGCAAGGUUACAGAGCCUUUAUGAAUGACAACACCAUGCACAGGGGGAUGACAGAAGGCAUCACCCUGCUGAUCCUCGCUGUCCAGACUGGCCUCAUUGAGCUUCAAGUCAUCCACCGAGCCUUCCUCCUCUCCAUCAUCCUCUUCAUCGUUGUUGCUUCCAUCCUGCAGUCCAUGCUGGAGAUAGCUGACCCCAUAGUCCUGGCCCUGGGAGCAUCAAGAGACAAGAGUUUGUGGAAGCACUUCAGAGCCGUGUCUCUGUGUCUGUUCCUGCUGAUUUUCCCAGCCUACAUGGCCUAUAUGAUCUGUCAGUUCUUCCACAUGGACUUCUGGCUACUCAUCAUCAUCUCCUCUUCCAUCCUCACAUCACUGCAGGUCCUCGGCACUUUGCUGAUCUACAUUCUCUUCAUGGUGGAGGAGUUUCGAAAGGCUCCAGUAGAGAACAUGGAUGAAGUUAUCUACUGUGUCAACGGGACGUACAGAUUGCUGGAGUUCCUGGUCGCAGUGUGCGUGGUGUGCUACGGCGUGUCAGAGACGGUAUUUGGAGAGUGGAGUGUGAUGGGAAGCACCAUCAUCCUGGUCCACUCGUAUUAUAACGUCUGGCUCAGAGCCCAGCUAGGUUGGCAGAGCUUUCUGCUCAGGAGAGAUGCUGUAAACAAGAUCAAAAGCCUCCCCACAGCCAGCAACACACAGCUGGAACAGUACAAUGACAUCUGCGCUAUCUGCUACCAGGACAUGAACAGUGCUGUGAUCACGCCAUGCAGUCAUUUCUUCCACGCUGGCUGUCUGAAGAAAUGGCUUUAUGUCCAGGAAACAUGCCCCCUCUGUCACUCGCAACUCAAGAGCCAAUCAACACCCGCUACUGUCCCCAACCAAGAUGUCCCUGCAGCCAAUCAGAACCCUGCAGGGCAGGAAGAAGCCCCAGCCAAUAAGAUGCAGAAAGAUGACACUCUUCCAGAUGAUGGGAAGGAGGGUGGGCCAGGAGAGCAGCAGGGAGAUAAUGCACCUGCCAUGUCAGCUGGAGAAACCUCCUCCUCCUCCUCUGCUGUGCCCUCUACUCCCCAGCAUCUGGCCAGGACUUCAUCGUUGUCUACUUCUCCUUCCCCACUUGUGACUGAAUCUCGGAACCAGUCGCUUACAGAUGAUCCUUCUUCGACUUCGUCAGACACAUUGGACAUGCCCCCCUCUCUCUCAUCUCUCUUCCACUCUUCCUCCUCACAGCCACUGGCCCAGGCAGAGAUAACCCCUGUUGAACCUGAGCCCACCCCUCAGAUAAACCCAGGCUUCCUACUGGACAGCCAGGAGUCAUCUAGUGGUCCAUCAUCACAGCUUGACCAGCCCACUUACCCUUCUGAGGAACAAUCGCCUCCUCCUUGCAGCCUCUGAGCCCCAUUGUAACACACACGACAUACGUGCAUGCACAUGUAAACACACAAUCUCCUAUAAUCUAAAAUCUGCCUAUAUUCUACUUGUCCAGCAGUUGGCUAUCCCAUCAUGUUAGAAAUUCAACUCCAAACCUCUCCAUAUCCAUUUUAAGAGAAAAAAUACAAAACACUCUCUAAGCAGAUCUUCAUUACUCUACAUCAAAUAAAUGCAGUUGAUUCCAACUUCAGAACAUUUUUCAGGCAAUUGUUUUGGAACAGUUAACCUAAAUGUGUUUCCAUGCGGAGUUUAACUUUUAUGCCAGCAACGAUUUAAUUUCCCAUUCAACAAAAAAAAGGGAAAAGCAGUAAUCUCAAAAAUAAUUAGUAGUUCUACAUGAUGUCCACGAAAUGUGAAAUCCUGAAUGAAACUGAAGUACCCCAUCACUUCUAGCUUUUGACAUUGAUAUCUAUGGCGACAUUUCUAAAAUCCUGCUUAUGUCCUUAUCAUUUCAUGUGAUGGUUGCUCCCAUCAUGCCUUUGUUUGUGCAUCUUCACUCUCCUUGUCGUACAUUUCAUAGUAUUUGGGUUUUCUCUUUAGUCCUGUAUGUGCCAUGAUCUAAUGAGGAAUGGGUCAGAGGUUUAGAGAGCCUUGAUAGGCUAGCGAUAACUGGUGGUUGCAUUUUAAACCGUGACAAAGUUAUAGCAUUUCAUAUGGUUUACAACAUUUCAAGUCUACAGAUUUCUCCAUUUGGUUUUGAUAAAGAUGUUUGGUUUUCACUGUUGGAUGGCAGUAGUUGUGUAUUAGUGAAUACACUAAGCAUUAACAGAGACUGAAUGUUGUUUCUUGAGGCCAUCACGUGACCUGAAGCCUGGUGCUAAGCAGAGGAUACAUGGUGUGGUCUGUUAAAGUGUUAGUGUGAACAAAUCAAAGGGUUCACAUGGAAAACUAAUUAAUUUCAAUUGUCAAGCUUUCUCUAUUGUACUGCUUUGAAUCAAACUUGUUUGGCUGGUCCCAGCAAAAACAGUUCUACUCCUCAUCGCCAAACUUUUCUAUUACUGUUAAAGAGAUGUUAUUUUUAAGAUAAUUUUUACAUUACUGCUUUAAUGGAGUGCAGACUGGCUAAAAACAAGGGAGAGAGAGACAGAGCGAGAUAACGUGUCACAGAGGCCACAGUUGGUAUUUGAACCUUCAGCCUUGUGAGAAUGUGGAGUGUAAAUUAGCCCACAGAGCAGGCAAGGAGCCCAAACUCUGUUGUUGUUGGCUUUACUUCAUUCAUGGUACUCAUCCACACUAAUUUUUCCUGAGCUCAGCUGAUUUUACAAACCCAUUCAACCAGUCACAUUUAACCAGUCCAUCCCAAGUUUGCCAUCGAGCCAGCGAUUGUUGAGACUCUUUCAUGGCAGGAGCCAAUCCCCUUGCUCCCUGCAGCUCCUUUUUUAUAAACCGAUCACAUCAAGCACCCUGUGUUUUCUAAGACCAUCAUUAUCCUCCUGCUGCUCAGUCACUUCACUCUAUGAAAUGUUAUUACCAGCAAAUUGAGCCGUUUGAUAGAAAAGACUUUUGUUUCACACAUGCUAACACAUCUGUGUUGGCUCCUCCACUUUGCAAAUGGGAAGAAGUGUGUGUGUGUGGGUUGAAGAGUCAGAAAGACUCAAACUUGAGAAUGCUGAGUCUUGAUGCACGCUUGUAUGUAGAGCUUGCACGCUGCCACUGUUACCAUAGCAUUUAUUUGUUUGUCUCCAAUGUGCUCUAACCUUGCUACCAAUUUUAUUUCUGCCAUUGUUUUUAUUUUUAUUUUGGCGGGGGGGGUUGCAUUUGCACUAAUGUCAUUUAUACUAGCAACGCUCCAAAGCUGUUCUGUGGCUGUGAGCAACCAAAUACCUUCUGGUGUGUUUGUGUACGAGGAAACAGCCUAAUCUGUUUGUUUGUAAUGUAUAUACAUGUUGCUCUGUAUGACAUCUAUAUUAAACCAGGCGAGUGUUGAUAUAUAAAUAAGAUCAGAGCUUGGUUUCUCCAAAGCUUCCUAGUGGUUUGGUGUUCUUUGUUACUUUACAUUCCUGUGAACAAAGACAAACUUUAGGCUAGGAAGCUUUCGGGGUAACCAAGCCUUCUGAUCUGCGAGACCAGCCAGUGUUGCUGAUUCUCCGGUCUGUAUGACGCGUCCUUAAGCUGAAGUGAUCACUCCGGUGCCCUCUACUGUUAGGAGUGGGAUCAGCAUGACGCAGAAGGACUGGGGAUGCACUAGUUAACCCUCAACCGUAUUACUUACUACCACUAUUACUAAAGGUCUUAUUACUAUGAAUGACUUAAUUGUUGACAUUGGAAAGCGUUGGCCACAGGGCUGAGAAUGAAUACACAAUGUAGGAUCAAACCUGGCCAGCGCUGUAUAACUUUAUUUUUUUUAAGAGAUAAAAUUGAGAGUUUGAUGUAUUUUGCACAUGUUCCUCUGAAAGGUGAACAUAAGGACUUUCUGUAUUUUUGAAAAACUCAUUCUCAUUUUAUUAUCAGCUCCAUUUCUUAAGACUUUGAUGUAAAACAAAGCACCGAAAAUGGUUACAAAUAUUAAAACAGCCUCUCAUGUGGAGCAUUUGACUGUGUCCAGCAGAGAGAUCACCUGUUCAACAAUAUGUCACGUGCUCCACAAGAUGAGAACUGUCAUUGGCAACUGUAUGUGAAUUUGCAUUGCAGUAUUAAGUGAUAAAUAACUAGCAGAGAAGCCGGUCAGCUGUUGAUUCCUGAUGUAUUUGCUCAGUUUAUACUCCAUGUUGGAGAAAUUACAGAUGUUGCGGUCACUCUCCAGGCUAUGAUCUGUGACGUAUCUUUUCAUACGGUCUAUGACAGUUUAACAUCAAAUGCUUUAAGGCAAUCAUAGAUCAAUAUUUAGUAUGACUAAACUGCUUAUUCAUCUGAUAACCAUAGAAAGUGUAGAUGCUUAAACAAAGCUUUUAAAUACAUUAUUUGCAUUUUAAUGCAUCUCUAAGAUUUCAGCUGUGGGAUUGACUUCAUGUAAACUGCAAGUUGUCUGUGAGCUAUUGUGCCAAACACAGACAUGAACCCUUCACUGCUGCUCCACACAUUGAGCAGCAUUCAUUUGACAUAGCAGUUCCUCCUGUCAGCUGUGAGCUUGGUGUGUUUCUAAAACAGUACAUUUGCCAUCAAUCCAUGUCACUUAACCUAAAUUAUAUUUUAUAAUUGCUCUUGAUUGACUUGCUGGUUAAAUAGCACUAUAAAAAAGCCAGUGUGUCCUACAUGUCCCAAUAUUUCUUAAUACUGAAACAGUUCAUGUAUAUUCAUUUUAAAAUUGCUAGUAAGUAACCAGGAGGAAUAUAAACAGGCUACAGCCCCAUUUGAUAGCUGAAGUCAAUCUCCAAUCACAAAUCCAGAUGUUUCUUAUUCUCAGUUUAUCGCAAUACUUUGCAAAAUCAUUACUCUAUAACACUGAAAAUGUAAGCAAAUAUAGCAAUGGAAUCUAUAGCUGCCACAAAGCACUCUGACCACAAUUCUCUUCUGAAUGCAUUACAGAUGAUACAUGAUAGGUUUUUUUUUUCCACACACACAUUUAGGGACCUGCUCUCUGACUGAAUGCCAGUUGUGUUCUGUUAAAACUCUUCAGUUGGUUUUUAACUUUAUGUCUGGCAUUGCCUUGGUUAUUUUACAAAAAUUGAAUGUCAAAAAUAAAUGAACCAUCCCACUCUGGA
This is a messenger RNA of Perca flavescens (yellow perch), 6229 nucleotides long. RefSeq names its product RING finger protein 145. Gene Ontology annotation, cellular component: endomembrane system. Bases 273 to 2552 code for a protein of 759 amino acids. The record is from RefSeq and is a predicted model, not a curated record. Gene Ontology annotation, molecular function: zinc ion binding; ubiquitin protein ligase activity. Gene Ontology annotation, biological process: ERAD pathway; proteasome-mediated ubiquitin-dependent protein catabolic process. The transcript has 12 exons. NCBI's taxonomy places the organism in Eukaryota, Metazoa, Chordata, Actinopteri, Perciformes, Percidae.